Molecule: messenger RNA, 1505 nt
Organism: Drosophila rhopaloa
Lineage: Eukaryota; Metazoa; Arthropoda; Insecta; Diptera; Drosophilidae
Exons: 3
Coding region: 268-1245 (325 amino acids)
Molecular function (GO): protein binding
Source: RefSeq, a predicted model, not a curated record
GUAUCCACUGGUUCAUUUUUAAGCUUCCCAUUUGUUCAAGUAAACGCCAACUCUUAUUGCUGGAUUUUCAUCGUUUAAAUAAAGGGAAAGACCCUAAAUAUAUUCAUAAAUCAAAAAUCGUAUGCAUUUAUUUUUGUGCUGACAGAAAAAUCUUAAUCAAGUAUCAAGUCAAGUAUUGGAACGUAUUCAAUCCAGGUGGAGAUCUAAGCUACAACUAGCUGCGCAUUUUUUUAAAAUCAGAGUCGAUAAGACAGUUAAGCUACAACAAUGGAGAAUUGGCUGUCCUUUUCCUAUAAAAAACUUACUGAGGAGGCUGAUUUUGCUGACUGCUGUGUAAUUGUUGGAACGCGGAGAUUUUUAUGCCACAAGGUGAUAUUGGGCGUGGCUUCGGAUUUCUUUAAGCGUACGUUCCAGCCUGGUUUUGCAGAGGCAAAGACCGGGGAGCUUAUCCUAACCGAUGUCACGGAGGACAUUUUCGAAAAGUUCCGGCUAUACGUCUACGCUUACGACAAGAAGAUUCUCGGUAGUUACAGCAACAUGGAUAUCAUCAAGCUGAAGGAGUGCGCCAACAUGUGGAUGGUUGAAUCGCUCAAAAUGGCCUGUGAUGAGAUCUUCAGGCAAAGAUUACCCAGCAUGACAUACACGGAUUUACUACUAUUCUUUGAGCAUGCGCACCACGUACAUGACAAGGAUCUUAUCCAGCAGAUAUCCAAGUAUUUGAAAUGUAAAAUCACAUCGACAUCGCUUCCCGAAGUCAUUUAUGAACUGGGUUCAGAUGUGUUUAGAGAGUUUUUGAUGCUCAUAAAGGGCAGUUUAACUGAAAAAAAGAGAUAUGACAUGGUGGAGAAGUUUGUUGGCGUUCAUGGGUUUGUUCUCAACCAAAGCGAUUCCAACAAAUGGGAGUUUCAUGGAUUCUCCAAUAAAAGCGAGACAAAACCAAGCGAGUCUCCAGCAAUUAAGUUCGGAUCUGGCAGUCAAAGCGAGAAAAACGAAGACGACUAUGCCAACCCAAAUCCGUUUAAGGUCGAGAAAUUAAACUUUUCUGGAAGUAACUCUGUACCCUUGGAUCCCAGGGCAAAGAAAAUCAAUAGCGAGUAUGUCAAGAACAUUGUGGGUUUGAUCGACUUCACAAAAAUGACAGCCAACGAGUUCUUUGAGGGGCCUGGAAAAUCCAAAAUGAUGACCUUUGAGGACAAGUUCAAUUUUAUGUAUAAAAUAGCUAAACUAAAUGCACGAAAUUGGUAAAUUCUUAAAACCGUGAAUUACGACAAAGGCCAUAAAAACCAAGCUUUAAAUACGUUUUCGUUCCCACUUAUUAUCAAUAUUAAAAAUGUACCUUUGUAAGCUGAACAACUUUUGUUUAAAACUUCUAUACAAGAUUGUAAUCGUUUAUAAACAAAAUUGUUGAAACUAUCUUCACAAAAAUAAAAAUCAAUCGAUCGACUUCUAUUAAAGCCGUUAGCCUACAACAACGGUUCAAACAUAGAUAAAAAGAAACAACAAUA